AUGAACCCACAUCAGAGACUUCUUCUUUUCAAUUCCUCCAAAUACAAUAAUCAACACACAUGCUUGCCUCCACUUGUAGAUGAGCGAAACGACCUGUUGGGUAUGAAAAGGAUCCAACCUGAAAAGAGUUCUUUCUCUUCUUCUUCUUCUGUAUUGUCUACCACAACAUCACCAACAGUGUCCACGAGACAGUACAUGCAAUAUACUUCUUCAGUACAGGAGGGACAAACAAGAGUGAUCAAAGAGACGUCUCCCAUAUGUCCUUCAUCGGUGUCUUCGUCCUCUUCUUCAUCAUCAAGUAGUCAUGGUCGUUUGCAUGUGUCUAUGGAAGACAUGUCAAAAUAUUUUCAUGCGUCACAAAUGAUUGCAGCUCGGAUGCUUGGAGUGAGUGUUUCCACAUUGAAGAGAAGAUACAAGGAAGUGAGCAAUGGAAACCGUUGGCCUUAUUCAAAGAUGUCUCUGAAUGAAAAAAAAGAGAAGUUUGUGGUUUUACAUCAACGAUGA
Messenger RNA from Naegleria fowleri, 504 nucleotides. RefSeq lists its product as uncharacterized. The transcript is spliced from 4 exons. NCBI's taxonomy places the organism in Eukaryota, Heterolobosea, Eutetramitea, Acrasida, Naegleriidae. Bases 1 to 504 code for a protein of 167 amino acids. The record is from RefSeq and is a predicted model, not a curated record.